Hylaeus volcanicus is the source of this 1383-nucleotide messenger RNA. Its product is annotated as ubiquilin-like. Lineage: Eukaryota; Metazoa; Arthropoda; Insecta; Hymenoptera; Colletidae. Gene Ontology annotation, molecular function: polyubiquitin modification-dependent protein binding. The record is from RefSeq and is a predicted model, not a curated record. The transcript is spliced from 6 exons. Gene Ontology annotation, biological process: ubiquitin-dependent protein catabolic process. Bases 101 to 1186 code for a protein of 361 amino acids. Gene Ontology annotation, cellular component: cytosol.
CCAACUGGUUAAGUUUACAAGCUGGGUAGCUACAAGUAACGUGUACCAAAUUCAACGUGUAAAAAAAGUAUCUGCAUAACUGCAUUUGACUAGUAAAAAAAUGGAAUCGGAGAGUAUUUUAGUGACCUUUAAAAUAACAUCUGGAAAGCGUUUCAAUGUCACCUUGUCGCCAAAUUUGACAGUCCGUGAGACAAAAGUACUCGUUGAACCUCACUGUAAUAUACCAGCUCAACAACAACGGUAUAUUUUCAAAGGUCGAAUAUUAAAGGAUGACGAAACACUUGAGUCAUAUAAAAUUUCAACUGGAAACACAGUUCAUUUAGUACGUAGUCAUACAGAAGAUUCUAAGAAAACAACGACAGCUCCUCCGUCAACAGUGGAAACUUCGGAUGUCGACGCAUCAGGACAGAGUACAGGAAAUGUUAAUAAUUUUGGUAACUCACUGAAUGAUCAAUUUACAAAUUCUCUGACCGGAAAUCUGGGAGACACUCUUGGAGGAAAUAUGAAUCCUCAAUUUUUACAAUCACUCAUGUCGACACCUGUCAUUCAAUCUGUUAUGCAAGGGAUUAUGGCAAACCCCGAAGUGUUGCCAAGUAUUAUUCAAACGAAUCCUUUUUUAAAUCAAGUCGCGGGUUCCAAUCCAUUGUUGCAAUCAACGCUUUCAAAUCCUGAGUUUCUUCGUUCAGCUAUGAAUCCAUCUAUGAUUCAAGCCAUUAUGAAUCUUCAGCAAAAUUUACAAAAUCAAAAUGGUUCCAAUGGAGCUAGAACCGAGUCUGCUGGCAUUCCAUCUCCAACUCUUUCUCAUCAACAAACUCCAGGGAUUCCGUCUAUGACUCCACCUACAGAUCCACAAGGGCUAAGAGGCUUAGAUAUUCAAGGGAUGAUGGGCAGAAUGCUUCAAGAUACGGAGGUUUUACGCCAAAUGGAAUCGAUUUUAGGAAAUACUCAAGGGCAACAAAAUUCUCAGCUAGAAACUAUGAUGAGUCAAAUACUUAACACUUCUCAAAUGGCUCCAGGAACUAAUGAAACGUCUAUACCGCCUGCCACAAGGUUUCAAACACAACUUCAACAAUUAGAGGAUAUGGGAUUUAUUGAUAAAAAUACAAACUUGUUAGCUCUUCAAAGAUCAGGAGGAGACGUUAAUGCUGCCAUUUCCUGGUUAUUGGAAUUGACCAAUGGAAACUAAACCUGAAUUUCACUACUUUGCUAGUACAACAGGUUGAACUUGUUGCUUACAAAUUUCGACUUAAUUUUUUUUUGACGAAUUGAAAAAAAAAGUUGGAACUCUUGUGAUUUUUAUAUUUUUCAAAUGACAGAGUUAUAUUUUUCAUGAGAAAACAACGAGUAAUUUUUUUUUUUAAAUACAGAUUUUGGUAUAGAAUU